Columba livia (rock pigeon) is the source of this 2124-nucleotide messenger RNA. RefSeq names its product Era like 12S mitochondrial rRNA chaperone 1 (gene ERAL1). The record is from RefSeq and is a predicted model, not a curated record. Gene Ontology annotation, molecular function: GTP binding; ribosomal small subunit binding; rRNA binding. Gene Ontology annotation, biological process: ribosomal small subunit assembly. Bases 93 to 1496 code for a protein of 467 amino acids. NCBI's taxonomy places the organism in Eukaryota, Metazoa, Chordata, Aves, Columbiformes, Columbidae. Gene Ontology annotation, cellular component: mitochondrial matrix. The transcript has 11 exons.
GCUGGUCCCACUCGCCUCCUCUCUACGCUCCCCCGCUUUGCGCCAAUGAGGGCGGGCGCCGCUGGCGCUCCCAGCCUGCCCCGCGGGGCAACAUGGCGGCAGCCGCGGCGCUGCGUUCGGCGGCGGCCCGGGCCGGUCGCUGGGCCGCGGGAGCCGCCGCGGCGGGGCCGCUCCUGCCGGGCACAGAUGUAGCACGUGCUGCUGCCCUUCCAGCCCGUGUCCCGGUGAGCUGCGCCCCGCGGGUCACCGCGAUCCCAGCCCGUUGGAGCGGCAGCGGCUCCGCGCUGGGCAGCAUCCUGGGCAUUCCCAGCGAGAAGCCAAGUGACACCCUGGGCCAGCACCCGCCACCCGUUGCCACCAGCAAAGAGGAGCAGGAUCGGCUGUUACGGGGUCGGCCUGACCAGCCCCAUAACCCCAAGGUGUUAAGAAUCGCCAUCAUCGGCGCGCCCAAUGCGGGGAAGUCCACGCUCUCUAACCAGCUCUUGGGCAGAAAGGUUUUCCCUGUCUCUCAGAAAGUGCACACAACCCGGUGCAAAGCCCGAGGUGUCGUCACACACGAGGACACGCAGCUGAUCAUUCUGGAUACACCUGGCCUCACUAGUCCCUUUAAAGCCAAAAGACAUAAAUUAGAAGAAGCCAUGCUGACAGACCCGUGGGACAGCAUGAAACACGCAGAUUUAGUUCUGGUUUUGGUGGAUGUGUCGGAUCACUGGACGCGAAACUCUCUGAGCAAGGAGGUGCUGAAGUGUCUGUCUCAGUUUCCCCAAAUCCCCAGUGUCCUGGUUCUGAACAAGGUGGAUCUGCUAAAGAAUAAGUUCAUCCUGCUGGAACUAGUAACUGAGCUGACAGAGGGAAUUGUAAACGGAAAGAAACUGGAAGUGAGUUCUGCGUUUAAAGAUAAUUCCAGUUCUUCAGCAAAGUCUCCUGUGCAAAUCACUCAGACUUCUCCCCCUGAGAAGGGGGACAACACCUGGGACAACAGCAGUGAUGCGAGGGCUUCCGAGUCCCGUCUUGGGACAGAAGAAGCGCAACAGCCAAAGCACUAUGGACCCAGAGAUCUAAAAAACAUGAAAGGCUGGCCGUUCUUCCAGGAGAUCUUCAUGCUGGCAGCUCUCCAUGGGGAGGAGGUGGAUACGCUCAAGCGGUACCUCCUGCUGCAAGCCAAGCCAGGCGCCUGGGAGUUUCACAGCAGCGUCUUGACCAGCCAGUCGCCUCAAGAGAUCUGCAAUAACAUCAUCAGGGAGAAGAUCUUGGAGUACCUGCCCCUGGAAGUGCCCUACAGUGUGAUUCAGGUGACUGAGAUGUGGGAGGAAGGACCGAGCGGGGAGCUCCUCAUUGCGCAGAAGCUCUUAGUCCCAAGGAAGUCUCACAUGACGAUGUUGAUUGGGAGAGGAGGGAAGGUCAUCAGCAGGAUUGUCCAGGAGGCUGGCCAGGACCUGAUGAACGUUUUCCUGUGUGAUGUCCGCCUGAGGCUCCAGGUGGAGGUGAAGAGUUGAACUCUGUGUGUGUUGUAACUACCCUUGAGCUCUCUGGUCAUGUGGAGAAACUGCUCCUGUUGUCCCCCUGCGGGUAUCUUGGCACCUUUGUUCAGUCCAGAAACAAAGGAUGAUGGAGUUGAUGUAGCGGGCUGAAGUAGAAUAUAUUAUUCUUUGGGAAAAUGGCACAAACUGACUGUUGCAGCUGAAGAGAAGCCCAGAGUGGGAAUUUCAUCUCCAUACAUCACUGUGCUCAAGUGCUGGGAGCACAUUCUUGCCAGAAUUCUGGGUUAUAAAUGAACAUCCCAGAGCACAGUGGCCCCAAGCUGCUGCCCUGGCAGUUAGACGGGGAGAUCUGGUGGGGUCUGCUGGGGACUCUGCUCCUGCCUGGAGCCCAAACCCACCCAGCAAAUCCUCUGCCCACCGUCCCUCUCUGGUGCAACGUCGCAGAGAUGUUUUACCUGCCUGUGUCUGAGCUGCUGAAGGAUUCAACCCUCACGAAUGCAGGAUUCCCUGAAAUCAGGCUCAGAAGCCACGGAGCUGUGUGCUCUCCUGCUCUGUUUCCCGUGAGCAGAAGAUGCCGCGGUCCCUCGAACGCUUCUGUCCCACUUUUGUAUUUUCCUUGCAAUAAAACAAGGUCCCAGCACAA